Bursaphelenchus okinawaensis is the source of this 5423-nucleotide messenger RNA. The record is from the annotation of a GenBank genome assembly. NCBI's taxonomy places the organism in Eukaryota, Metazoa, Nematoda, Chromadorea, Rhabditida, Aphelenchoididae.
AUGAGUGAAUUUGGUAAGAUGCUACUUUUUAAUAUUUAUAUAUGAGUAUUGUUAUAGAAGAAUAUGUUUAUUAGUUGUUUGGAAGAUCAUUGAUAAAGUUUAGAAGGUAAUGUCUUUUUAUUGUUUUAGAAGCAUUGAUUUGUGCAGAUUGUGGUGCUGGAAAUGCUGAAUGGGCUUCAAUCAAUCGAGGAGUCUUCAUUUGCAAUGAAUGUUGUUAUAUACAUCAGAAUUUGGGUAAGAAUAUUUAAUUUUUUUUUGGUUUUUAGGUAGUAGAAGCGAUUUUUUGCUUUAUGAGAUCUUUAAUCAAUGAAAACGGGUCAGAAUGUUUUAAAAAUGAAUAGUUUUAAUAAUUUUAAAGGUUUUAAACUCAAAUUAAGUCUUCUGAUUAACAAAAAUUUUACAGGUCGUCACAUAAGUCAAGUAAGAUCUCUACGAAAAGGAGUUUGGGUGCAAAGUCAAUUGGAACUUUUGAAGGUUUUGUAUGAAAAUGGAGCUAAUAAUAUUUGGGAACAUACUUUAUUUGAACAUCAGAAUUCAAGUAAAGGACAUAAGAAGCCUGUUUCAAAGUAUGUUUUACUUAUUUUUGUGGUUUAGAGGAGUUGUCGUCGAACUAAUGAAUAUUUUGGGUACAGCAUGAACAAUUUUUUGUGUUUUAUUGGUUUUUUAAAAGACGAUUUCUGAGACAGUGAAGCAGCCUGAAACAGGCAGGUGCACUAGAAAUUAACCCCCUGUUUUUAUCGUCUUAAUGCAUGAGAUAAACCGUUUUAAGAUGUAUAGUGAAGUUUUUUUGCACAAAAUGUCAUUUUGACAUUUUUUGUCAAAAACAGUGAAAAUUUAUAAUAAUUUUAAAAAUUAGCAGAAUGUUUUAAAAAUUUGUACACUUAUGUUUUUAACCAAAAUUUUAAAAAAGUGCAAAUAAAAAAAAAUUUAACACGGUUAGUCAUAGUCAAUUUUAGCAUAUUUGAAAUCUACAUGAAACUUGGGUUUGAAUAAACGGUACGCUCAAACUUAAAGCUGCCAAUUUUGGGGCAUUACGGCCGAUUAAAAAAUUACGGUAGCACAAUGUCAAAAAAUUUAAAAUUUUACUGUCGCUUUGCUAAUGAAACUACAAGUCUGCAAAUUUGCAUACUUAUAUUUUUUAACAUGUUGAACAAACUGGUAAUUACAAAAAGUUUAUAAAAGCACCGUAACUUACCGUAAUCCCACCGGUCGAGUAUAAAAGUGCAAAUAUCCAAAAAUUUAACACGGGUCUCCAUAAUCAAGUUUAGCAUAUUUAGAACCUACAUGAAACGUAGAUAUUGAUUGGGUAUAAGCACAUCUUUAAAGCUGCCAGUUUUGGUGCUUCACGGUAAAUUAAAAAAUUACGGUGGCAUACUAUCCAAAAAAUGACCGUAAACCCCCAAAAUUGGCAGCUUUAAAGAUUAUCUUAUAGCUUUUCAAUAUCUACGUUUUAUGAAGAAUCUAAAUAUGCUAAAAUUGACUAUGACUAACCGUGUUAAAUUUUUAGAUAUUUGCACUUUUAUAAUCGACCGGUCGGAUUACGGUAAGUUACGGUGCUUUUAUAAACUUUUUGUAAUUACCAGUUUGUUCAACAUGUUAAAAAAUAUAAGUAUGCAAAUUUGCAGACUUGUAGUUUCAUUAGCAAAGCGACAGUAAAAUUUUAAAUUUUUUGACAUUGUGCUACCGUAAUUUUUUAAUCGGCCGUAAAGCCCCAAAAUUGGCAGCUUUAAGUUUGAGCGUACCGUUUAUUCAAACCCAAGUUUCAUGUAGAUUUCAAAUAUGCUAAAAUUGACUAUGACUAACCGUGUUAAAUUUUUUUUUAUUUGCACUUUUUUAAUCGACCGGUUAGGUUACGGUAACUUUAGAAAAAAAUGUUCAACUACAAUUUUAAUCAGCAUAGUUAAAAACAUAAGUGUACAAAUUUUUAAAACAUUCUGCUAAUUUUUAAAAUUGUUAUAAAUUGUCACUGUUUUUGACAAAAAAUGUCAUAAAAAUGUCAAAAUGACAUUUUGUGCAAAAACACUUUACUAUAUCUCUUAAAACGGUUUAUCUCAUGCAUUAAGACGAUAAAAACAGGGGUCAAUUUCUAGUGCACACCAUGCUUCACCGUCUCAGAAAUCGUCUUUUAAGUUCUUGCAAGCGAAUGUCUUUGGAAGUCAUUUAAAACUUACUAUAUAUAAUAUACGAUUAUUCAGGCGGAUUCGAAAUUCUUUAAAAAUUUGCUUUUUCAACUGAUCACAACUUCUUUAAAAAUAAAAACAAGCUUAAAGUUUAAUAAAAUGUCAUUUUUAGUGAUCCAGUAUUCCCCAAAAAAGAGAAUUUUAUAAAACAAAAGUAUUUGCAAAACGACUUUACUAUCCGACCGUCAAAAGAGGAGAAGACCUGCUUGGACGAUUUGAAUCGACAACUAUGGUCAGUUUGUCGCACAUCUCGAGUCGAAACAGCAUUGAAAUUGUUGGCAUUAGGAGCGGAUCCGAAUUAUGCUGAUCCUGAGAACGGUCUAACACCGGUUCAUGUGGCUGCCAAAGAGAAUCAACUGCUUCAAAUCGAGUUGUUGGCCAUUUAUGGGGCCGAUGUGGCUCAACAAACGGCUGGUGGGCAAACUGCGGCUGAGGUUGCGAGAGCUGAGGAGUUUGUGAGUUACAUUUACUUUUGUUUAUUAGGAUGUUCAAGUAAUUCUGUGCUCCUGAAGGCUAAUUUUUGGGUUUAGAGGCACAGAAUUAUUUUAUCAACCUAUUAUUUCUAUUUAUUAAAAAAUUUUGUUUCUAAAAUUUUUUUAAAUGUUGUUACCUAAUAUAUUUUAGGACCAAUUAGCAGCCCGGCUGGACGAGCUAGAGUUUUCGAUUUCUGACCAUUUUUCCAUGUUUCUAUGCGGCCGAAAAGCCGAUCACACAACAGGAAAACAUUUUUUAAUCCCCGAAAUGGCCAAUCCCAACGAACAGUCAAAGGAAUUUCGACAAAAUUUGCAUAAAAUCCCGCCAACGUUGUGCGAAAAGCUGUGCCAAGAUGUAUAUGAUGAGGUGGAUCGACGAGAAGUUCAAGCUCAAUGGAAUGCUGUAAAUGGGCUGAAUUCCGUUGGAAGAUACGAUUCGAAACAUGUCGCUGUGUUUUUACCGGUUAGUUAUAUCUUUUUAUGCUUUGAUGUUUUGUAAAGAAAGUUCUUGCAAUUUCUUUACAAGAUGACACAGCUUGAUAUUGUGCAGCUAGAGGGUGGCAAUUUCUUCUAUAAAGCGCGUUUUUUGCUUGGUAAAGAAAGUUUUUGUCAUAUUUUGUUUUGUAAAGAAAGUUUUUGCCAUUUUACGUAAUCUAGAGGAAGUUUUGCCAUUUCUAAUAGCAUAAAGUAUAUUUUUUGAAAAUUUUUAGUUUAGCAGUACAAAAUCCUAAUUCAUACUAAUUGUUUGUUUUUUCAGCCGAAUGCUAACCUAACAGCCACACGUAAUCAAUUAAGGCAGAAAUUGGCCAAGUACGACUCUCGAGACUUGUCACAAUUGAUUUGUGACCUGUUAAAGGAAGCCAGGCGAAGAUAUCUAGGAGAGGAACCGAUUAUUAUCGAUGAAUCACCUAGAGCUACUCAGUUACAAGUUGAAACGUAUGUUGUUUUAGACAAUCUUUGUAGGUAUAGUUAAUUUUUAAUGGAUAUUAAACAACUGUGUCUACUAUAACAUGGUGUUACUUGUCUGAGCUGUAACAUGUUGUUUUCUACCUAAAAUAUCAUUUUUUGAAUAAAGAUUUACCUAAAAGUUCAAAUUUAGAAGGCAAUCGGCGGACAAUUUCGAAUCAGUUCAAGAUCUGGCCGACUCUCGAAAAUCUCGAGGCUCCAACGGCACUAGAAGAUCAUCAGCGUUGCGAGCAUCAGAACGAAAUUCGAAUCCAACAUUAGAUGAUUACUUGGAAUUGAAAGAGAAGUUGACAGAAACGGAUCAGAAAUUGAAUACUGUGGUUCAGACUUAUGUUCAAAUGUCAAAGUGAGGAAGUUUUUGGAGUAUGCUGAACUUUAGUUUGGAUUUUUAGGGUUAGGCAGGGCUUUUGGUUUUGAUUUUUUAGGCUUGAGGAGGGUUUAUAGUUUUGAUUUGUAGGCUUAGGCGGGCUUUUGGUUUGGAUUUGGGUUUCGAUUUUUAGGCUUAGACUAGGCUUUUGAUUUGGAUUUUUUAGUUUGUGUGGGUAGGUAUCUUAAGGUUUAGUUCGCAGUUGGGUUGGGAUGUUUGGUUUACUGAAGGCUGAAAUUCUUUUUUAUUUUUACGUGAUUUAAAAGUUUCUUACAAAUUUUUGUGAAAAGAUUCGUGAAGAUUUCGGAUCUUGGAGCAAUCUCACUUUAAAAAGUUGUAUACAAAAUUUUUCAAAUUUUUUAGUUGUUCAAAUAAUUAUGUGCUUCUCCUAAAAGUGAAUUUUUGCAGUUAGGGGCAUAGAAUUAUUAGAGCGACUUAAUAUUGUGGCAAUGUAUAUUUUCUGAAAAUGUCUUUUGAAUUUCAGAGACCUACAACUUCUUCAAAAAACAGUGGAACAAAUGUUUGAAGAGCGAAAGACACUAGAGGGACAAUUGUCUUCAAUCAACCAACAACUUACAUUAAUAUCGAGAAGAUCUCCUCCGCCUCAAAUCCGGCCAUUUUCACCAGCGAUUUCUCCCAUACCCAAGAGUUUUAGCCCCAGGCAGAGCAAUCGUACGUUUUUUGUUUGAAGUAUAAAUCGUCGUUGAAAUUUCAAAAUUUGAAAACUAAAAAUUUAAUUUUACAAUUUUUUUAAAGUACAAAUUUUGGUUUUAGCCGAACCCCGAAAGAGCACGAUGCAUCGCCAAGCCAGCCUGAACGGUCCAGAAUCCUCAACGCAUCAUCGUCGGGACGAAAUGAGUGCUUCAGUACCACCACACGACACUACAGAUGGUCGUCAGUUCCCGGACACUUUGAUUGUGGAAACGGAGAAGCUGAUUGCGUUUAUCAAGAAUCUGUUAUCACAGCUGACACAGCCACAACCUCAGAACAACAGCAUAUUGAUCUUGGUGGAUUCGGUAGGGUUUGCGUUUUAAUUUAGCUUCUGACAGUGAUAUAGUUUUAGUUUCGUUAGGUUUAGCGAUGUUACUCUAUUUUAACUAUAGUCUAGUUUUUCUACAGUGUAUCCUUACUACGUUAGGCUUAAUUUUAAAUUGUUGAACAAGAUAUAACAAUAAAAUCGCAUAUAAAUUAAUAUUAUUAUAGAUAAACUAUCAGAUCAGUCGAAUAAUCGACACUAUCCCCACAAACCUACGAUCCGGGAAAGUACAACGGUCAGUGGAGGAAAUACUAUAUUACAUGAAGGCAUUGUACGCCAAAUGCAGCCAACACCCUCUGCCAGCCGAAGAAACGAUCAAAUCGGCGUACGCGGUCGCUCAAUCGGCGAAGGAACUCUUGGUCAGCGCGAACGAUGCAGCUGAAAAAGCUCAGAAACAUUGA